UUAUUUAUCUUUCACGUCUAAUGUACUCCAGUGCAUCACCAAGAUAAUACAAGUAUCUCGCACAUAAUCGGAAUUUUUUGGUGAGAGAAAUAUUCACUACCUGUGUUGAUUCGCAGUGUGCAUUAACGGUAUCAUGGCAGCGAAUAAAGGGUUGACCCGGGAAAAUACUGCAACUGGAGAUUCGACUGAUGUUAUUAACAUCCAACCAAUCAAGAAUGACGUAGGCGAAAGUGCUAGGCCUAAUGAGAGCACAUUACCCAAUGCCAAUCAAACCUAUUUUGCUGAUGCGAGGAUCCAGAUACCGGAUGUUGAUGAUUUUUUUAGUUUUAGAAAAUUAUGGGCUUUUACUGGACCAGGAUUUUUAAUGUCUAUAGCUUACUUAGAUCCAGGAAACAUAGAAUCUGAUUUACAAUCUGGAGUUAUUGCACGAUAUAAGUUAUUAUGGAUACUAUUGAGUGCAACAAUUCUCGGCCUAGUUAUGCAGCGAUUGAGUGCACGGCUUGGCGUUGUAACAGGUCUUCAUCUGGCUGAAAUGUGUUACAGACAAUACAAAAAAUUGCCUAGACUGAUGUUAUGGAUUAUGAUAGAAAUAGCCAUCAUCGGUAGCGAUAUGCAAGAGGUUAUAGGCACAGCCACAGCUCUUUAUCUUUUAACCAAUAAAAAACUUCCUAUAUGGGGAGGAGUUCUUGUCACUAUCAUCGACACAUUCACAUUUUUAUUUUUAGAUAAAUAUGGUUUAAGGAAAUUGGAACUCUUUUUUGGUUUUCUGAUCACAGUAAUGGCUGUAACAUUUGGUUAUGAGUAUAUUGUGUCAGCGCCACCACAAAUUGAAGUUAUUAAGGGAAUGUUUCUACCUUGGUGUCAAAACUGUAACACAAGAAUAUUAUUACAGGCUGUUGGUGUAAUCGGAGCUGUUAUAAUGCCUCAUAAUUUAUAUUUGCAUAGUGCACUUGUCAAGUCUCGAGAUGUAGAUCGAAGGCAAUCCAGUAAAAUUCGGGAGGCCAAUAUGUAUUUCUUCAUUGAAGCUACAAUCGCUCUAUUUGUGUCGUUUCUAAUUAACGUAUUUGUCGUAGCUGUUUUCGCUCACGGCUUAUUUAACAAAACAAAUGCAGAUGUUUUUGAAAUUUGUAAAGAAAAUAAUUUUUCCCAAGGAAUAAAUAUAUUCAAAAAUAAUAACGAGACGCUCGAUGCAGAUCUGUACAAAGGCGGCAUUUUUCUAGGCUGUCAAUUUGGCUUCGCAGCAAUGAUUAUUUGGUCAAUCGGAAUUCUAGCAGCUGGUCAAUCUUCAACUAUGACUGGGACGUAUGCUGGCCAAUUUGCGAUGGAAGGCUUCCUGAAUUUGCAGUGGGCGCGCUGGAAGCGAGUUUUAUUCACUCGUACCAUAGCUAUUGUACCGACUUUUUUCGUUGCCUUCUAUGCUAACAUCAACGAUCUCACUGGUAUGAAUGAUGUACUCAAUGCGAUGAUGAGUCUCCAAUUGCCAUUUGCCGCUCUACCAACCAUCGCCUUCACCAGCAGUACACAGAUCAUGGGCGAGUUCAAGAAUGGAAUAUUUAACAAACUUGUCGCCACAGCCUUAUCAUUGGUGGUGAUAUCAAUAAACGUUUAUUUCGUGUCUGAAACAGUAUCUGAAUUAGUUCAGAAUGAUCCAACUUACAGACAUAUAAUUAUACCAAUAAUUGUUAUUUUUGCUGUUUUGUAUUUAUUUUUUUGCCUUUACCUGGUUAUCCACAUGUGUAUUAGUAUGGGAGCCACAUCUCUGAGCAAAUUUCCUUUUAUUGAAAAGUAUGUGGGAGGACCUAUUGAAGCAAGUUUUGGUUUAACAAAUCCAGUUAUUUAUUCAAGGUAGGACGAAUGGAGAGAAUAUUCUUCUAAUUUUAAGAAAACACUCAAACAAAGUGCAAAAGGAUAAUAGCGAAUCCACUAUUCUGUUACAGUAUGGAUGGACGUUACAAAUCUCGUCACAUUUUUAUAUUAUGACUUAUGUAAAAAGAUUUUACUUAUAUA
This is a messenger RNA of Ceratosolen solmsi marchali, 2007 nucleotides long. It is a transcript of the gene Mvl, whose product is annotated as solute carrier family member malvolio. The record is from RefSeq and is a predicted model, not a curated record. Gene Ontology annotation, molecular function: manganese ion transmembrane transporter activity; iron ion transmembrane transporter activity; cadmium ion transmembrane transporter activity. Bases 134 to 1849 code for a protein of 571 amino acids. Gene Ontology annotation, biological process: manganese ion transport; iron ion transmembrane transport. Gene Ontology annotation, cellular component: plasma membrane; endosome membrane. Lineage: Eukaryota; Metazoa; Arthropoda; Insecta; Hymenoptera; Agaonidae. The transcript has 11 exons.